UUUCAUACUGGAUUAUUAACUAACACUUGACUUGACAGAGAAUAUAAUUGUUGUUGUUGUUGUUGAGAUGGCGGUGCUAAAGAGGAGCAAUAGAGACGAUGAUGUGGAGAGCUUAGCGAUGGCGAAUUGUGUGAUGUUGAUAUCUCGUAUGGACGAGGAACAGAUAGCGAUGUCGGGUCGGGUUUACGAGUGCAAGACUUGCCGGAAAAAGUUUCAUUCGUUCCAAGCCCUAGGCGGGCACAGGGCGAGCCACAAGCGGCCGAGGAUGCCGAGUGAGAAGAAACAUGUGUGCACUGUUUGCGGGUUGGAGUUCGAGAGAGGCCAGGCUUUGGGCGGCCACAUGAAUAAUCUGCAUAGUGAUUCCAAGGUUGUCGUCAAGGAACAACAGGAGGAGAAGGAGGAGGAUUCAUCGCCGGACAGCAUUAAGGUUGUGGUUUCUUGGGAUUUGAAUUUGACUCCGCACGAGAAUGAAACCACAGAAUUGAUUCUAGCCGCAGAGAUUCGCUUAAAUUGA
Ipomoea triloba (trilobed morning glory) is the source of this 514-nucleotide messenger RNA. Its product is annotated as zinc finger protein ZAT12-like. The record is from RefSeq and is a predicted model, not a curated record. The transcript is spliced from 2 exons. Bases 68 to 514 code for a protein of 148 amino acids. Gene Ontology annotation, biological process: response to chitin. NCBI's taxonomy places the organism in Eukaryota, Viridiplantae, Streptophyta, Magnoliopsida, Solanales, Convolvulaceae.